This is a messenger RNA of Mya arenaria, 3298 nucleotides long. RefSeq names its product sphingolipid delta(4)-desaturase DES1-like. NCBI's taxonomy places the organism in Eukaryota, Metazoa, Mollusca, Bivalvia, Myida, Myidae. Gene Ontology annotation, biological process: ceramide biosynthetic process. The record is from RefSeq and is a predicted model, not a curated record. The transcript has 3 exons. Gene Ontology annotation, molecular function: sphingolipid delta-4 desaturase activity. Gene Ontology annotation, cellular component: membrane. The coding region runs from base 98 to 1192 and encodes 364 amino acids.
AGCCUGCUUACAUGCAGUCUGACACAUGGAGUGGGUUUAAAAGGACGCUUAACGGUAGUUGGAUAUUCGUUAUAUAAGAAAUUAUCAGUAAUUCAAAAUGGGAGCUACUGUUUCAAGAACUGAUUUUGAGUGGUCCUACACACAGGAGCCACAUGCAACUCGACGAAAAGAAAUGCUUGGGAAGUACCCAGAGAUGAAGAAGUUGAUGGGCCACGAACCCAACACCAAGUAUAUCGUGUUGGCGGCGGUAGCCUUUCAGUUGUUCAUGGCUUUCAUGGUGUCCGAUGCUUCAUGGGUCACUGUCAUCGCCCUCGCUUACUGCCUCGGGGGCACAAUCAACCACUCCAUGUCUCUCGCUAUCCACGAGAUCUCACACAACCUCGCGUUUGGGCACGCCAGACCGAUUGCAAAUAGAAUACUUGGCUUUCUAGCCAACUUACCACUAGGAAUUCCUGUAUCUAUUUCUUUUAGAAAGUAUCAUUUAGAACAUCACCGUUACCAAGGUGACACUGAAAAGGAUGUCGAUAUACCAACAGAUUUUGAAGGGAAGUUUUUUGUGAAUACGGCAACAAAAAUUCUAUGGGUAAUCUUACAGCCACUAUUCUACAGUAUACGUCCGUUUUUUGUUCGGCCAAAGGCGUUACAGCCCCUCGAGAUUGUUAACAUCAUUCUUCAGAUCUCAGUAGACGCCUUAAUUGUGUACUUCUGGGGCACGAAGUCGCUUGUUUACAUGAUCGCGGGUACGCUGCUAGCCACGGGGAUGCACCCGAUGGCUGGACACUUCAUCUCGGAGCACUACAUGUUUAAGGAGGGGUACGAGACCUACUCCUACUACGGACCGCUCAACUACCUGACGUUUAACGUUGGUUACCACAACGAGCACCACGAUUUUCCCAGCAUCCCCGGCUCACGUCUGCCCAUGGUGAGGAAGAUUGCACCUGAGUACUAUGACAAUCUACCCUGCCACACAUCUUGGGUAAAGGUCAUCUGGGACUUUGUAUUCGACCCAGCUAUCGGACCAUAUGCAAGAGUAAAGCGUCGCCCAAUCCCUGUCAACCCCUCCCAGAGCAUUGACCAACCUGACGACCAGGAUCCAGCCAGCGAUAGCAACGGUCUCCAAAGCAACGGGAACCAUGUCAAUGGAAUCCACGUAAAUGGAAACCAGCCGUCCAAAACUGAAAAGGCUGAAUGAAGCAUUCAUGAUGUUUGCAUUUCAAUACUGAGAUGUAGUGCUGGGAUAUUUACAGCUUGAAAGUGUAUGCCUUAAAAAAAGAUCUUUAUAAUACUGUGUACAGAUCCAUUUACUGAAAGCAAACAAGGCUUCCAUUGAACAUAAUAAAUGGGUAAUGUUUCAUGUAUUUGCACUAGAAAUUAUUACUCGCAGGUCUCUAUUGUAGAGGUGGCUUCAAUUCACAAGGAGAUGAAAGAUACAUGGGGACAGAAGGCAUAAAUAAAGGAACGUCUCUGAUACUGUUUAGCAAAAGCAAUUGCAGAAUAAGGCUUAUAGUUCAUUGGGUUUGUGAUGUUAAGUCAGUAUUGUUAUACUUUAGGUUCCCAUACCCAAUAACAGCAAUAUUUGUUAUCAUAUAUUAUACAAAAGUUUAUCAGUUUCUAUUUUUUGGUUCAUGAGUAAACUCCAUUAGAUGCAGUUCUAUUUUACAGACUUAAGUUCCUGUUUGCAGAAAAUAUAAUGUACUAGUACUAUAUUUUCAUUUUUUUUUUAAGAUUCUGUAAAUUAUUUAUUACAUAAUGUAUAUUUAAAUGUAUAUUUAAACUGAACAAUAAGAUUGUUUAUGACCGUGUUCAUGUAACUGAAACGUUCAUGUCUUCUUCAUUUUUAGUUUUAAAAAUAGAUUAAAUUGUUUAAAUAGAGUAAAUUGUUGUUUUUUUAAAUCAAUUUUUUAUUAAUAUGAAAGUUUUAUACAUUUGUAAUACUUGUCUAGUCGAAGUCAUGUGUAUUCAAGGCCUAGAUACAUUAGUUUUGUUUAUUUUAUAACUGUUUUUGUUGCAAUUUUUUUUACAUGAAAUCAAAAUAAUUAUUGACUAAGUACUACUCCAGUUGGCUUUUUAUUGUCUAAAACAUGUAUAACUUGUUUUAAAGGGCAUAUAUUUAUCAAUGUAGAGAUAAGGAAUUAGGAAGUAUUAUGUUUUAUUUUUUAUAUUUUAUGAACAACAAAGUUUAGCUUUAAGUGCCAGCUAGGUUUUACUAGCAUUGCCAAGCGUGUAUUUGGUGUGAUCUAAAUGUUGGAGCUAGUCUUGCCAUGAAAAAAUUGUCUGAAUGUAUUUCUAACUUCUGUUCAGGGCAGAACUUCGGAUCAGUUUUAAAUUAGUACUGCAGAGAACUUUUUAUUUGAUACAUGUGUUACAGAGCAUUCAUGUAUGUUUGUAAUUGAUAAAUAUGUUCUUCCUAUAUUUAUUGACUAGAUAAUGGUGUAUAUUCUGCUCAAUAAUGUAAGGAAGUUGUAAAAUGUUGUGUUCCUUGAACUUAAUGCUUUGUGCAGAAUGUUAUUGUAUAGUAUAAAUAUAGUAAUUUAAAAAUGUUUCAAGAAGGAACUCUCAGAACAUAUUAUUGUUGUUUGUGGUUAUUGCUGAUAUUGGGAAUGUAUUAGGAAUAUGAAGGAAUGUGUUGAUUGAAAACAAAUGUUUUUGCUGUUUAGUGCUGUGUAGUGCACCUGUUCUUUUAAGCCAGUUAAAGGCAUUGCAAAUGCCCUCUCAGCUUUUAAGUCUAUAUAAGUAAAUUUCAAGUUUUAUUGGCAUAUUCAGAAAGAACAUUUCUAGUGCACCAAUGUUUUGCCAGUAUCAUACAAAGGACUAUUUAUGUUGGUAGUUUAAUUUUAAAUGCUCAUUAUAUGCAUGCAAUUGCUUCUAUUUAAAAUUUCAAUGUACCUUAGCAAGGUCACUGAUUAAAUGUUAAAGCCGGAAUAGUGGAACUCUGCUGUCAAUUUAUGUCAUUGUUUGGUGUGCAUAACUUGAGUUACAGCAUUAUUGUUAUGUUGAUGUGCUUUAAGUAUUGUUGCAUUUAAUAAGGAUAAUUAACCAACGAAAAGAGUUUCUUCCAUAUAUGUGUUUAUAUUCGUGAUUUGUAUGGUCAAAGUAUUUACAGUUUAAUCAAGAGUUUAAUGUAUUGAAUCUGUUCAUUUCAUGUACUAAACACUACGUAUUACCAUUAAACCUGCACACCAUGCUGUUUGACAAACUAAUAAAACUAACACUUGUUAUAUAUAAACACAUGUUCAUUAAAAAAAAGUAUUGUGUUAGUAGUUCCAGUGUGAGGAAAAAUAAAAAAGGCUUAAAGUUU